Molecule: messenger RNA, 1582 nt
Organism: Triticum aestivum (bread wheat)
Lineage: Eukaryota; Viridiplantae; Streptophyta; Magnoliopsida; Poales; Poaceae
Exons: 9
Coding region: 181-1398 (405 amino acids)
Source: RefSeq, a predicted model, not a curated record
AGUUUCAGGAGUGCUGUUCUCGAAUAGAGAAAUUGUGGCUAAAGUUUCUUCAAGUUACUGUUGUGGACUAUCGUGAAAUCAUUCUUCCCCUUGCAAGAUCAUACCAAUGGAUAGAAUUGAAGAAACGGAUUCCUUUUUAUCUAAAUCAUCGUAAAGCUGCUGCCUUGUGACCAUGAGGUCAUGGGUUCAAGUCCUGGAAACAGCCUCUUACAGAAAUGUAGGGAAAGGCUGCGUACUAUAGACCCAAAGUGGUCGGACCCUUCCCUGGACCCUGCGCAAGCGGGAGCUACAUGCACCAGGUUGCCCUUUUUUUAUCCUGGUACCAGGCGUCUUGGAUUUGCUGAUGCCAAUAUUGAUAUUAUAUGCGGAACUUCUGGCCAAUCUGUCAAGGAAAUGGCAAGCACCUCCAGUUCUCAACAAAGCCUUACUGUUUCCAACAAGAACAAUGCUGAUAAAGAAUUGUCUAUCUUGAGUGUAAUCAUACAGUCAUUGUGCAAUCUGAGGCAUUUCAGAGACAAACUUCUGAUGGAGCCACUUGUAUGGAUCCCGUCAGUUGAAAAUCCCUGCAUUGCACAGCAAUUUUAUGAAAUCUUCUCUUCUUGGGAGAAAAACGACCACCACUUAACCGAUGUUGUACUGACUUACAUGAAGACUCUUCUCUGCAGAGUUGUAGAUUGCAGCACUUUUUAUGAAAAGGUUGGGAAAACUUUUGCUUCUGAGAUUGUGGCCACAAUUCUCAUUGAAUUGCAUAUGUCAGAAACUUGUUCGCGUUUUAGAGAAAACAAGGAGACUGAGAGACAUGUAGUGAACCGAAUCACGUGCGGAGAUUGCAUAUGCCCAACACAUUAUCUUUUUGGGAUCAAAUUCGAUGCUCAAAUCAGCUGUAGCUGUGGGAAGUCUUCCGGUGAAUACCUGUAUACCACACUUUUCCAUAAACUUGAUGCCAGUUCACCUCAAACAGCAAAGAUCAAGUCCUUUGCAGAGCUUCCGGUUCUAUUGGAUGAACAGUUUCGCGAGGACAACAAAUGCGACCAUUGUGGAAGUCUGCAGAAUAUUGAUCUCUUUCUUUCAAACACACCACACUUCUUUACAGUAGUUUUGAACUGGCUGGGUGGCAGUGAAAGCCAGGACGCACUAUCUGAAGUUCUGGCUGGCAUCACGUCUCCCCUUGACACUGAGUUCUUUUGCAGAAGUGCUCAUUCUGCAGCUAUGUAUGCUGUCACCUCCAUGAUCUGCUAUGCUGAUGACCGCUACCUCUGCUUUGCUCGCGACGAGGACAAGUGGGUCAUAUAUGGCUUCGAGACUGUUAAGAGAGAAGAUAGUUGGGAGCAUUUGCUAGAACGUUUCAAGGACUGCAAGCUCCAGCCUGAAUUUCUAUUUUUCGAGGUCAUCAAGUAGACUGUUGUAUAGCUACUUUGCAGAAUGCAGACCUCUGUCUGACGAUCAGAGCCAACUCUGGACCCAGUUUUUUUUUUGUUUCAUUGCCACUAUUUUGAUGUUGUUUGGCUUGAUCACUCUGACAUACGAAUACAGAUAAAUUCUUCAGAGAUGGUAUAAAUUGUUCUGUGUGUUCUUAACUCGA